Messenger RNA from Naumovozyma dairenensis CBS 421, 5157 nucleotides. It is a transcript of the gene RRP5, whose product is annotated as Rrp5p. The record is from RefSeq and is a predicted model, not a curated record. The transcript has a single exon. Lineage: Eukaryota; Fungi; Ascomycota; Saccharomycetes; Saccharomycetales; Saccharomycetaceae. Gene Ontology annotation, cellular component: nucleolus; small-subunit processome. The coding region runs from base 1 to 5157 and encodes 1718 amino acids. Gene Ontology annotation, molecular function: RNA binding; protein binding. Gene Ontology annotation, biological process: rRNA processing.
AUGGUUCCUCUCACAAAAAGAAAGAGAGAUGAAGAAUCUCCUUUAACGAGAGAAGAUGCUACAAAACAACCAGAAGCUUCUGCUCUUAUAAGAAAUACUGAAGAAGUAUCAUUUCCAAGAGGUGGGUCAUCAGCAUUAACCCCUUUAGAACUGAAACAAGUAGCUAAUGAAGCUGCCAACGAUGUUUUAUUUGGUAAAGAAUCUGAACCUACAAGCAAUGAAGCAUCUAGACCUAAGAAGAAGAAAAAGAUUAGUAAGAAAAAAUCCUCAUCGAAAACAGAAAGCGGUAAUGAUGAAGAAGAAGAGGAAAAAUUAAAUGUUGUUCAACACGCAAAUUUCAAGACUUUAAAGGUCGGAUCUUUAUUACUUGGUCAAAUCUCAUCUAUUACCAAAGCCGAUCUCUGUGUUACAUUCACUGAUAAUAUUUCUGGUUACAUUAAUUUAACACAUAUUUCAGAACAAUUUACGUCCAUGUUAGAGGAACUAGAUGAAGACAUGUCCUCAUCCGAUGAACAGGAUACGAAAAACAAAGAAGAUAAUGAAGAAUAUGAUUCAUCCGAUGAUGAAAAUUCUGAAAAUAAGAAACCACAGACAAACAAAGAGCUACCAUCAUUAGAAAGAUAUUUCAAAAUUGGUCAAUGGUUAAGAUGUUGCGUGAUAACUAAUAGUGCUUUGGAACCAAAGAUGAAAAAGAAAAACAGUAAGAGAAUUGAACUAACAAUUGAACCAUCCCGCGUAAAUCCAUUUCAAGAAGAUGAUCUCCUUAGAUCAACAGCUGUCCAAUGUUCAGUUAAAAGUAUUGAAGAUCAUGGUGCGACUCUAGAUCUCGGUAUUGAAAACAUGACUGGGUUCAUUUCCAAGAAAGAUUGUCCAGAUUUUGAAACUUUAUUACCAGGUUCAGUGUUCUUAGGUAAUGUUUUCAAAAAAUCUGAUAGAUCAGUGCAAGUUAAUAUGGAUUUCACUAAUAAAAAGAAUAAAAUAACACAAAUUUCUUCAGUCGAUGCUGUUGUGCCAGGUCAAUCUGUUGACUUGUUAUGUCAACAAAUUACACCAAGAGGUAUAAAUGGUAAAGCAUUUGGUCUUGUUCCAGGUUUCAUCGGUAAUGCACAUUUGAGAGUGUUCAAGGAAGAAGAUUUAAAACAUAAAUUCGCCCUUGGUAGUAAUAUUCAAGCUAGAAUUAUUGCAGUACUGACCAACAAAGAGAAUGACAAAACUUUAAUAUUGUCUAUCUUACCCCAUAUUCUUAACUUAGAAAAUAAAUUAAAAGCAACAGAAAGCUUAUCAGCCUUCCCAAUUGGUUACAAAUUUGACUCAUGUGAUGUGAAAGGUCGUGAUUCUGAUUACUUAUAUUUAGCUUUGGAUGAUGACCGUAUAGGUCAAGUUCAUUCCUCAAGAGUAGGUGAACAAGAAGGAACCGACAAGUUACCAGCUAGAGUUCUUGGUUUUAACUCAGUUGACGAUGUAUAUGAAUUGGUUACUGCUCCAGAAACUCUGAAACUAAAAUACUUGAGAACAAAAGACAUCCCAGUUGGUGAGUUAUUAACUGGCUGUGAGAUCGAAACUGUUUCUAGUAAAGGUAUGAAACUAAAAAUAUUCAAUGGUCAAUUUACGGCAACCGUUCCAUCAUUACACAUUUCGGAUACUCGUUUGGUUUACCCAGAAAGAAAAUUCAAGAUUGGUUCUAAAGUAAAAGCUAGAGUGCUUAAUGUGGAUGAAAAGGGCCGUGUAUAUGUCACUUUGAAGAAAACCUUGGUCAAUAUCGAAGAUGAUAGUGAUAUCCAAUUUAUCUCGACCUAUGCUCAAGCUAAGACUAUUCAAGAAAAAAGUGAAAAGACAGUUGCUACAGUCGAAUCUUUCAGGCCCAAUGGUUGUAUUGUUUCAUUUUUUGGUGGUUUAACAGCAUUCUUGCCGAAUGCUGAAAUCUCAGAAGUUUUUGUUAAGAGACCAGAAGAACAUUUAAGACUUGGUCAAACGGUCAUCGUCAAAAUUUUGAAAAUGGAUGAAGAACAAUCAAGAAUGCUAGUAACAUGUAAGAUUUCCAAUGAUCAAGCCGAACAGAAAAAGGAAAGAAUUGAGAAAUUAAUUCCGGGUCGUUCUAUAGUUGAUGUUACCGUUCUUGAAAAAACCAAAGAAUCUCUAAUCGUCGAACUACAAGAUGUUGACUUACGUGGUGUCCUUUAUGUUGGUCAUUUAUCGGAUGCUAGAAUAGAACAAAAUAGAGCAGCAUUCAAGAAGAUUGUAGUAGGUUCUAAGCUAACAGGUCUAGUUAUAGAUAAGGACACAAGAACUCAAAUCUUCAAUUUAACUUUGAAGAAGUCGCUACUAAAGGAUGCUGAAAAAGAAUCAUCUCCGUUAUCUUAUGCUGAUCUUAAAUCAAAGGAUAAAACUACUCCAUUGCAUGGUUACGUUAAAUCUAUUUCAAAUAAAGGUAUAUUUGUUGCUUUUAAUGGUAAAUUUGUUGGUUUAGUUUUACCAAGUUACGCCGUCGAAAGCCGCGACAUUGAUAUUUCCAAGGUAUUUUACAUCAAUCAAUCUGUUACUGCUUAUUUAUUGAGAACUGAUGACGAUAAUCAAAGAUUCUUGUUGACUUUGAAAGAACCUACCAAUAAAGUAACGAUCACUACCAACUCCCUUGAAACUAUCAAUCCAGUUGAUCCAUCAAUGAAGAGUUUGAAAGACUUCACCCCAGGCACUUUAGUGAAAGCUCAAAUCAAAGGUAUUAAAAAGAACCAAUUGAAUGUAAUCUUAGCUGAUAACUUGCACGGUAGAAUCGAUGUAGCUGAAGUAUACGACAACCUAUCAGAAAUUAAGGAUACUAAGCAACCAUUAAGUGGUUUCAAAAAAGGUGACAUCGUUAAGGCUAAAAUCAUCGGUACACAUGAUAUGAAAAGCCAUAAAUUCUUACCUAUUUCUCACCAUGCUAUCAAAGGUACGGCAUUAGAAUUAUCAUUGAAAACUUCUGUUUUAGGGAAUCCUGUUGUAAAUAUGAAAUCUAUUUCCGAUGUUUCGGUUGGUGAUGAAUUAAUAGGAUACGUUAAUAACUAUACUUCAAAAUUCUUAUGGCUAACUAUUUCCCCAAUUUUGAAAGCCAAGAUAUCUAUUUUUGAUUUAGCUAAAGAUGGUUUGAAAGGAUCUGAUAUUGAAUCCAACUUCCCAUUAGGUUGUGCUUUACCUGUUACGGUCACUUCCAUCGAUACUGAGCAUGGCAUCAUUAAUGUUAAAGGUAAAUCCCACACUGUCAUAUCAAUUGCUGAUAUUAAAGUAGGUGACAGGCUUCCUGCUCGUAUUACCAAAGUAACUGAAAGAUAUUUGUUGUUAGAUUUAGGGAACGGAGUUUCUGCUUUAUCUUUUGCCACAGAUGCCUUGGAAAAUUUCUCUCUUUCAUUGGUAGCCUCCUUCAAAGGUAAAGAAAACAAACUUGUUUUCGUGAAGGUUUUAUCAGUAGAUGUCGAAUCCAAAAAGAUCCACGUUUCAUUGAAAUCUGAUUCUGCAAAAUCUUCUUCAAUUAAGUCCCACGACGAUAUUAAACAAGGUGACAUUGUCGAUGCUCUUGUUAAAAAUGUCUCAGACAAAGGUAUCUUUGUUUAUUUAAGUGGUUCAAUUCAAGCCUUCGUUCCUGUUAGUAAACUAUCUGAUUCUUAUUUGAAAGAAUGGAAGAAAUUCUACAAACCAAUGCAACAUGUCAUUGGUAAAGUAGUGAAAUCUGAUGAGGAUGACCGUAUUCUUUUAACUUUAAGAGAAUCUGAAGUUAAUGGAGAUUUAAAUAUUCUUAAGGGCUACUCUGAUAUUAAAGUUAAUGACGUUUUCGAUGGUACUGUUAAGAAUGUCACUGAUUUUGGUGUUUUCGUUAAAUUAGACAACACAGUUAAUGUUACUGGUUUAGCUCAUAUAACAGAAAUUGCUGACACACAACCAAAAGAUCUUUCUUCUUUAUUCGGUACUGGUGAUAGAGUUAAAGCCUUUGUUUUAAAGGUUAAUCCAACCAAGAAACAAUUAUCCUUAAGUUUGAAGGCUUCAAGAUUCAGCAAGGACAGUGCUACUAAGAAAGACACAGCUAAAGAAGAUAUGGACGAACCAGUGGAUGUCAUUGAUUACAAUAAUGAAUCUGAUGUGGAGUCUGAUGUUGAUGAACGUCCUGUCGUCACCAAGAAGACAACUGUAUCUACUGAUGAUUUAUCAUUAAGUACUGGCUUUGAUUGGACUGCUUCCAUUUUAGACCAAGCACAAGAUGAAGAAUCUGAAGAAGACGAAGAUGAAGAUUUCACUGUGAGUAAGAAACAUAAACACUCUAAGAAAAAACAGAUUGUUGAAGAUAAGACUAUUGAUAUCAGCACAAGAGCUCCAGAAUCUGUUGCCGAUUUUGAAAGACUAAUUAUUGGUAAUCCAAACUCAUCAGUUAUUUGGAUGAACUACAUGGCAUUCCAAUUACAAUUGAGUGAAAUCGAAAAGGCUCGUGAAUUAGCUGAACGUGCAUUAAAGACUAUAAACUUUAGAGAAGAAGCUGAGAAACAAAAUAUUUGGAUUGCUUUAUUAAAUUUGGAGAAUACAUUUGGUACUGAAGAAACUUUAGAAGAUGUUUUCAAAAGAUCAUGUCAGUACAUGGAUUCCUUUACAAUGCAUAAUAAGCUUUUGAGCAUAUAUCAAAUGAGUGAAAAAUCCGAUAAGGCAUCCGAAUUAUAUAAAGUUACUGCUAAGAAGUUCGGUAGUGAAAAGGUUUCUAUAUGGGUUUCCUGGGGCGAUUUCUUGAUUUCUCAAGGACAAACACAAGAAGCACGUUCUAUAUUAGCUAAUUCAUUGAAGGCUCUUCCUAAACGUAGUCAUAUUGAAGUUGUGAGGAAAUUUGCUCAGUUAGAAUUUGCCAAAGGUGAUCCAGAAGGUGGUCGUUCAUUACUUGAAGGUUUGAUAGCAGAUGCACCUAAGAGAAUCGAUAUAUGGAAUGUCUAUAUUGAUCAAGAAAUUAAGAUCAAGGAAAAGAAGAAGGUUGAAGAAUUAUUUGAACGCGUUUUGACCAAGAAGGUUACAAGAAAGCAAGCUAAAUUCUUCUUUAACAAAUGGCUUCAAUUUGAAGAGAGCCAAAAAGACGAUAAAGCUGUCGAAUAUGUUAAAGCCAAGGCCACUGAAUAUGUUAACAGUCACGCUGAAGAAAUUGAAGCUUAA